Astyanax mexicanus (Mexican tetra) is the source of this 4169-nucleotide messenger RNA. RefSeq names its product gamma-glutamyltransferase 1a (gene ggt1a). Lineage: Eukaryota; Metazoa; Chordata; Actinopteri; Characiformes; Acestrorhamphidae. Bases 53 to 1813 code for a protein of 586 amino acids. The record is from RefSeq and is a predicted model, not a curated record. Gene Ontology annotation, biological process: peptide modification; glutathione catabolic process; regulation of inflammatory response. The transcript has 13 exons. Gene Ontology annotation, molecular function: glutathione gamma-glutamate hydrolase. Gene Ontology annotation, cellular component: plasma membrane.
UAAGAGUUUUAUCUUUUUUUUGUGUGUGAAUGAAUAUCCAGCUUAUCACACCAUGUCCAUAAUCAACAUAUUGAUUCCUGGCAGGAACAUGGUCAAGAAGUCCCUUGUUGCUGGGCUGGUGCUCCUGCUGGUGGCUGCAUUGGGCUUGUUCCUCGCUGUGUUGCUGGGGGUGGGCAACAAAAGGACCCCCAUCCCCUCGGACCAUUUUUACUCCAAAGCAGCUGUAGCGGCUGAUGCUGGGAAGUGCUCUGAGAUUGGAAGAGACAUCCUGAAGCGUAAUGGCUCUGCGGUUGAUGCCUCGAUAGCAGCUCUGCUGUGUGUGGGGCUGCUGAAUGCUCACAGUAUGGGCAUUGGAGGAGGCCUUUUCUUCACCAUAUACAACGCCUCCACAGGGAAGGUGGAGACCAUUGAUGCGAGGGAAACUGCUCCAAUGAACGCUACAGAGGACAUGUUCGGCAAUAACACACAGCUGUCCCGGAAAGGGGGGUUGUCCAUUGCUAUUCCUGGGGAGAUUCGUGGCUAUGAGAUGGCUCACCGGCGGCACGGACGUUUGCCCUGGAAAGAGCUGUUUGAGCCCAGUAUAACACUGGCACGUAAAGGCUUUCCUAUUGGCAGGGCGCUCGCUAACGCUAUUGAGAAAAACAAGGAGUCAAUUCAGGGGGAUUUGGCGAUGUGUGAAGUAUUCUGUGAUUCAGACAAGAACAUUCUAAAGGAAAAUGCUAUUGUCAGGUUCCCCAGACUAGCUGACACGUACCAGAAGAUAGCUGAGGAAGGGCCGGAUGUUUUUUACAAUGGCACCAUGGCCCAGACCAUAGUGGACGACAUCCAGGCUGCAGGUGGCAUUAUAACAUUAGAAGACCUGUUGGAAUACAAGCCUGUGUUGAAUGAAAGUCCACUGAAAUUACAUGUUGGCGAGUACACAAUGCAUGUUCCCGACGCUCCAUCCAGUGGUCCUGUACUAGCGCUAAUACUCAACAUUGUGGACGGCUACAAUUUCUCAGACAGAAGUGUGUCGACGGCAGAAAAAAAGACACUAACUUACCAUCGUAUCGUUGAAGCCUUCCGCUUUGCCUAUGCCAAGAGGAGCAGGCUUGGAGACCCACGCUACCUCAACAUCACUGACCUCAUCCACAACAUGACCUCUGACUACUUUGCUGACAACAUUCGCAGUAAGAUCACUGAUGACACCACACAUCCCGACAACUACUACGAGCCUGAGUACUUUGUACCUGACAGCCACGGGACGGCCCACCUGUCAGUCAUCGCUGAGGACGGGAGUGCUGUAGCUGCUACCAGCACCAUCAACCUAUAUUUUGGAUCUAAAGUUAUGUCCCGUUCCACUGGCAUCAUCUUCAAUGACGAGAUGGAUGAUUUUAGCUCCCCCUACAUCACCAAUGGAUUUGGUAUCCCUCCAUCUCCCAAUAACUUUAUCCAACCAGGUAAACGGCCUCUGUCAUCGAUGUGCCCGACCAUAAUUUUCGACAAACACAAUAAAGUCAAAAUGGUUGUUGGAGCUUCUGGAGGGACAAAAAUCACGACUGCAACAGCUCUAGUAAUCCUGAACUCUCUCUUCUUCAACUAUGACCUGAAGAAAGCGGUGACUGAACCCAGGGUUCACAAUCAGCUCAACCCAAACAAGACUGUCGUAGAGCAGAAUUUCGAACAGAGUGUACUCGAAGGCUUAGCCCAGAAAAAUCACAUAACCGAGUUCCUGAGGACUCCGGGUGCAGUGGUGCAGGCAGUGGUGAGGCAGGGAGACCGACUCUGUGCCGAGUCCGACCCAAGGAAAGGAGGCUAUCCUGCAGGUUACUGACCUGAAGCUUCCCUUUUUCUCACUCCCCACUGGAGCUUCCAUCUACAGCUUCAACCCAGACGCAGGAACUGUCUGCCUUUUAAAAGACAAUCUGCUUGCAGAGAAGAAGAUCCUUCUAAUACAGAAGGUGCUUCUUUUUUAAUUUAUACUGUAUUUAUUUUUUGAUAGAGAACAAGUUAUCCACACUGGAACUGUUAGUGCCUACUUUAUUCCUGACUGGUUCGGCAGUGUUUUUGGUGAUUUUGGCCAAGGAGAUUUAUUAUUUUGUGUGUUGAGAACGAGCGAGAGUGAUGCUCUGUUAGUGGGUUGUUCGUCCUGUGGUAGGAACACAUCACUGGGGCAUCUGGUUGGGAGGUUUCUGACUUCAGGGACCAUCAUAGAGGGCUCGGAGUGACUCAGCAGAACAAGACCCUGACACUGGCAUAAGGAUUGUGGACAAAGGAUCGAUUUUGAAUCCUGGAUCAUGCUACUUCACCAUCAGCAGCCAGAGCCUGAGAGAGUACAUUUGUCUAGGCUCUCUCUUGGUGGGUAGAUGGCGCACUCUGCCUUAUUAUUUUUAUUGAGAUGCUGUCUGGCACAGGCAUCUGUUGGCUGACUUACCUCAGAGCACACUGGCUCAUUAGGAAUGCUGCAUUUGUGGCAGUUCAAAAAGAGCCAAUAUGUUGUUUUUUGCCCUCCGAGUGUUGAGAGCAGUUCACGUGGUGGGUGGGUUAAUUUGCUUAGUCAAAUUGGGGAGAAAUUUAGUUUAAAAAAAAAAAAAAAAAAAACAUUUUUAUCAAGUAAAAAAAAAAUUGUGUAAUGUCUUAAUUUGUGUAAAUAUUAUGAACACUUAAUGCAAAAAUCAGGGGUUUAAAAAAACGAAGAAGCUGGAAAUGCUUGUUUACAUUCUAAUCCCUUUAAGGGGAAUUUAAGAAAGGUACAAUUAGCAGGCAAAUAUUUUGUUGCUGUCAGGCAAAAACAUUGUACCUCCUUUGUUGCCAUUUUACUUUUUGACAAUUUUAAUCUGACAGUUGUUCUUUAUUUAUUUGUUUAACUUUAUUUAACUAGGAGGUCCCAUGAGAUUAAAAUCUCUUUUUUGAGGGAAGCCUGAACCUGGUUCUCAAUCUUGAAUUAAGUUCAUUAUGAAUGAACCGAUAGAAAUGUUCUAAAAUUUUUGGGGAACAAGAUGUGAGUGACAGUGACUAUUUGUUACCUAAAACUGUAAAGAAUCUGAAGUCCAAUAAAAAUGAUCCAGUACAAUAAGCUGGUUAGGAUUAAGUGAAUUAAACAUUCAUUGUUGGUUUUGUUACAAAAAAAACACAUGUGACUUGACAAACGUCAUCGCUGUAUUUAACUUCCAAAGCAUCUUCGAGGUUGAUUGGUCGAAACUGGUAAAACUCGAUACAUCAACCGAAAUUCUUGUCCUGUUGUCCAAAAGUCAAGCAGAUGUAGUUGAAACGGUUGUGUGUUUAAAUCUGUUGUGUUCUCCUUCUAAAAAAUGGGGUCUUCUGAAGGAAAUAGAGUUUUUAAACAAACUGUCCACUCAGAGACAAAAGCUCAUAUGUUUGUGUUGAUCAUUCUUCAGUCCUUCAUUAAUGCCCACAGGAUGCUGCCCAUAGAACGCUGUUGGUGGACCAUUUUGAGUCAGCAGUGACACUGGGGUGUUUAAAAACUCCAGCAGGACUGCUGUGUCAGAUCCACUCAUGCUGGCAACAGACACUAACACACCACCACCAGUCCAGUGUUACUGCAGUCCUGAGAAUGACCCAACACCAAAAUAAUGCCUGCAGUCUGUAAUUAUAGAAUUACAAACUGCUCCUAUAUGCUCAGUGAAGCUGAAAAAAGGGUAACAUGUGUAGAAACAAUAUUAUGCUUGAUGGGUAUAUUACAAUACCUACAUUUAAACUGUUAUUAAUAUUGACCUUAAUGUGAGAGAUAGUAGCUCCACAUCUGUGUAUAUCAUACAACCAAAACAAUGUGGGUCUUUUACAUGCACAGAAUGGGAGUGUGUUGCAUAGCAAAAACCAGCUUAGAAGAACACCUGAUUAGACUGAGCCUGGAGACUCUCAGAACUCUGCUGAUUGAUCGUGCCUUACAUUUUUAAAAGUGCCUGAAAAAUAAAAAAAAAUGCUCCUCAAUUUCACUUUACUCAUAAUACACAAAUACAUUCUGUCACAGAUAAAUUGUGUUAUUAUGUCUUAUGUCAGGGAAAUGUUUAUAUGAAGCAAGACUGUGUUACAUGUACCAUGCAUCCUGAAAAAUGCAUUUGCCUAUAUUUUUUUAAACUCACAUUGUCGUGACGUCCUGCCUGUUGCUAUGCUGUAAAGUGUUCUGAAAGAUUUUUUGUCUUUGCAUUAAAAUCAAACACUGAAAUGUU